AAUAAUUUUUUGUCAAAGUCGGAUUGUGAAGAAACAUGUCCGAUAUUAGAGAACCCAUGUGAGAAUGGUCUUCCGGCAACGGGUCCAGAAGGUAAUCCGGUACUGUGUGGAGGUGAUACGACAACAAUAUGCGGCAUCGGUUACUAUUGUCAUAUUGGUGCAACAUCCUCGACAACUGUUUGUUGUCCUGCAAUUGGUGAUCCUUGUCGCAUGCCGGUAUCCAGCGGAGACGGAAAUGCAGUCCUGAAUCGUUGGUAUUACAAUACACAAUCACAAAUUUGUGUAAACUUUGUUUAUAGUGGUCAAGGUGGUAAUUCAAAUAAUUUCCGGACACGUGAAGACUGCAUUAAAGCAUGUCCGGAAUUUAGAAAUCCUUGCUCCGUUGGACGUCCACACAUUGGUCUGAAUGGACAAAUCACUCAUUGUGGUGCCACUGGGCCAUUGAUAUGUCCAACAACUUAUUGGUGUCAUAUUGGUGCAUCAUUGGAGAAUUCGGUUUGCUGUCCUACUACCGGGAUACCAUGUGAACAAGAACUCGACAUAGGAAACGGUGACGCAAUUUUGGUACGAUUCUAUUACGAUUCGACAACACGUACCUGUCAACAAUUUCAGUAUUCUGGUUUCGGAGGAAACGAGAAUAACUUUUUAACGUUACGAGAUUGUGAGGCACGUUGUCCAGUAUUACCAAAUCCAUGUGGACUCGGACGACCACAAACGGAUGAACUCCAGAAUCCGGUUAUGUGCAGCGCUGCUGAUACUAGGCCGGUUACUUUUCAAGAAUUAUCAUCUUACAUUAUUCUCAUUACCAAUAAUAAUUUUUGUAGUGUUUGCAAAACGGGUUAUUUCUGUCAUAUUGGUGAGACGGAAGAGACAACGGUUUGUUGUCCGGGAAAAUCCGAUGACAUCUGUAAUGAACCCCGCGUACCGGGAACAGGUCAAGCACAUCUGAACCGUUAUGCAUUUGCACCAUUGACCAAACAAUGCUUACCAUUUAUUUACACCGGUUUGCGUGGAAAUGAGAAUAAUUUUUUGUCACGAGCAAGCUGUGAAGCUACAUGUCCUGGCGGUGAACCAGCAGCCGGAGGGGAUGGACAAUAUUUAAUUUGUUCAACUAGUGGGCCUGAUAUUUGUCCUGUUGGAUAUUGGUGUCAUGUAGGUGCUGAUAUCGCUGCCUCCUUGUGUUGUCCUGGCGCUCAAAAUGCAUGUAUUUUACCACUUGCGGAAGGUAGCGGAAGCGCAACAAUUCCACGUUGGUACUUUGAUCGUCGUUUACGUCAAUGUGCAACAUUUACCUAUACCGGAUAUGGUGGUAAUCAAAACAAUUUUCAAACAUUAAAAGAAUGCCAGGAGAAAUGUCCCGAAUUAGCGAAUCCAUGUUCGAUGGGUGAUCCAGCUGAAUCCUCAGAUGGCAAUAUUUUGCAAUGUAGUGCAUUGCAUCCUCAUUGUCCGAUGUCAUAUUUUUGUAAUAUUGGUGCAACACCUGAAACAUCAGUUUGUUGUCCAUCAUUUGGUCAACCGUGCUUAUCACCAUUAGCCUUAGGAACCGGAACUGCUUCAUUGAACAGAUGGUACUUUGAUCAAACUUCACGACAAUGCCUUCAAUUUAUAUACACGGGUCUUGGUGGCAAUGAAAAUAAUUUUUUAACAGCUGAAACUUGUAUGCAAAAAUGUCCAGUUCUUCGAAACCCAUGUCCAUUAGAUAACAUUACAACAAGUAAUCUGCUACCGUUAAUAAAAUGUAAUGUUCGAAAUGCUUAUUCCUGUCCGUCAACUUAUUGGUGUCAUAUCGGUGGUGAUGCUGAUACUACCGUAUGUUGCCCUGGAGAUUCGGAUCCUUGUCAAUUAUCAUUAUCUCAAGGAAUUAUCAUUAAUAAUGGACCAUAUACUCGUUGGUUUUAUGAUCGCAUUUCUAGUUCUUGCAAGCCAUUCCAGUAUGCUGGCAUAGGUGGUAAUCAAAAUAAUUUCUUGACAAGAAGCGAUUGUGUUAAACGAUGUCCAGAAGGUAAACCUAUUAUUUUGGUAUCGCCAACACAAUCAUCAUCCUUAUCAUUAUCAAAUUUACCGGUAAUUUGCCCGAAGGGAAUACCAUAUGAAGAUGAAAAUAAAAUAAUUCCACAUUGUUCCAUUACCAGACCAUGUCCUGUUAAUUAUUUCUGUCACAUUGGAGCUGAUAUAUCGACAACUGUAUGUUGCAAAGUUACAACAUUUAUGUCACCGUGCAGCAUUCCGGUACAAAUUGGUCACGGAACCGGACAUAUGAAACGUGUAUAUUACAAUGCCGCACUCCGGCAGUGUAUACCAUUUAUUUAUUCUGGAAUGGGUGGAAAUGAAAAUAAUUUUUUAACAAUUCAAGAAUGUACCAUUAAAUGUAUAAAUGACGAAUCAAAUGUUAUUCAAUAUUUUGAUGCCGGUAAGUUUUUGCACAAUUUCCAAACGAACACAUUAAAUCAUAAAAUAGGUGUGAUUGAUUAG
Acanthocheilonema viteae is the source of this 2472-nucleotide messenger RNA. The record is from the annotation of a GenBank genome assembly. NCBI's taxonomy places the organism in Eukaryota, Metazoa, Nematoda, Chromadorea, Rhabditida, Onchocercidae.